AGAAUUUCUGAUAUUUUGUCUAAUGGCCUUGAUAAGUUCCUGUUGCUGCUCACUUCAGGCUGGCUUUGAGCGGAUUCUGACAAUGAGCGAAAACCCCUUGGAAAUGGAAAGAUGCAAUCAACUCGAAGAACUUCAGUGGUUACAAAGAAAGCAUCAGGAUUUGAUUUCUCUGGUCGAAGAGCUUUCUUCUGUUUUCACAUUCGUUCUUCUUGUGAUUAUAGCGCGUGUCGUGUCGUGGGGCUCGAUAUUGGCAUUUACUUUGCUACGCCUUAAUUUGCAAUCGUCCUUUAUUUGGAUUCAUAUUACUAUUGGGUCUUGUGCAACGAUCUUUGAUUCGUUUGUUUUAUAUACUUUGGCAAAUACCAUGAGUCAAAUGCUUCAACAUACAAGGGUCAUAUUAGGGCAGACUUUUGGACAAGAGCUUUUGAUUCAGCGAAGUAUCGAGUUCUUUGGUCUACAUCUCUCAUAUCAGGAUACACAGGUUAAUGUCUUUGGCGUUUUUAUUAUCAAUCAUCGUCUAGUGUUUGUGAGUUUAACUGCAAUUCUAGUACAUGUCAUUUCUCUGGUUCAAUGGGACAUGGUUAAUAAGCUCUCACUCGAAGGACCUCAAAUUACGAUUCUAUAAGGAAUGCUUUUUCAUAUCACACUCCUUUAAA
This is a messenger RNA of Drosophila willistoni, 656 nucleotides long. RefSeq names its product putative gustatory receptor 85a (gene Gr85a). The record is from RefSeq and is a predicted model, not a curated record. Gene Ontology annotation, biological process: sensory perception of taste. Lineage: Eukaryota; Metazoa; Arthropoda; Insecta; Diptera; Drosophilidae. The transcript is spliced from 2 exons. Gene Ontology annotation, cellular component: membrane. The coding region runs from base 23 to 625 and encodes 200 amino acids.